AUGAAGAUCAUCGCCAUGGGAUUAAUUGGCGACCAAGGCGCUUAUUUGAUGGAUCCAUGGAAUUGGAUGGACUUUAUCGUGGUGUUCAUCGGCAUUUUGGCCGUAAUUCCCGGUAUUCCCAACGUGUCGAUGCUACGAGUGUUCCGGGUAUUACGUCCAUUGCGAAGUUUGAAUGCUGUCGCUGGCAUGAAGAAACUUGUAUCGGCGCUGCUCAAAUCUAUUCCAGAGCUGCUAACGGUCGUAGCAUUUCUCUGUUUCCUAUUUUUUCUGUACGGGGUAAUUGGAGUGCAGCUGUGGAGUGGUGUAUUGCACCCUCGGUGUCGUGUCACGCCAUAUCCGGUCUACGUGAACCCCGACGUCAAAUUUGGAACCUUCGACGAGUACAAAGCGACAGUACUAGCGAACUAUUCGCUUUUUCCCUGUGUUGACGAGUACAACGAUCAAAUUCCACUCUCGAAUGCAUCCUGGUCUCACGACACUUCUCCAUGGAGAACUCCGCGGCAAUGCUUUUGGCCUGUAGCUGAUGAGACCCCCGCUCGAACGUGUUCUCUCGGCGACGACCAGUUCCGUCAGUGCCCGGACGGGCAGAUCUGCGGGUCUGAUUAUGACGACUUUGGGAACCUUCGGUUUACUCACCCGGACUCGCUAAUCGUUCAGCGUGUUCUCCAGAGCUCAACGUAUAGUUCUGACUUAAAUUGGGGCUUCCUGCACUUCGACAGCAUUGGGUCGGCAUCAUUGGCAAUCUUUCAGUGUAUUACACGUGAAGGCUGGAGUGAUAUCAUGUACAUGCUGCAGGACGCCGGAUAUGGCACGGUUGCUGUCAUUUACUUCGUGUCCUUUAUCAUUUUUGGCUCGUUUUUCAUGCUCAAUCUGACACUGGCGGUCAUUUGGGACAACUUCUCGGAAGCCUCGUUCCUCGAAGCGGAGGAAAGGAAGACACAGAAGAAAGCGAGAGCCCUCACACUAGCACUACGAGCAGCCCAAGCUGCAAGCGACGGGGCCUCGCCUUCACGCGUGCAGAGUCUUUUCGGUGCUAUAGUAAAUCACUGGAUGUUCAAUGUGGUCCAGACAACUCUGAUCUUGCUAAACACCAUCAUUUUAUCGCUGGAUCAAUACCCCAUCGACAGGAAGCUUAAUGAGACGGUGGAAAAGAUCAACUUUGCUCUGACGCUCGCGUUCUUUAUUGAGGCUCUCCUGAAGGUUGUCGGCUUGGGCUGGAAACGAUGGCGCGAUGAUCGAUACAACCAAUUCGAUGCCGUGAUUGUUGUGGUCAGUACCGUGGAGCUAAUCCUGUCACCGCCAGCAUUUAUACGUCAACAAGGCGCGUCUUCGACGGCAUCUUCCUUCUCAGGGUUGAGAUCUUUUCGACUCUUUGCAUUGUUUAAACUCGCACGCUCCUGGCCCUCCCUACAGAAGUUGUUGACUACAAUGAUCAGCACUUUGCAAGAAGUCGGCAAUUUCAGCGUCUUGUUCAUGCUGUUUCUGUAUAUUUACGCACUUAUUGGGAUGCAAACAUUCGCGAACCAGUUUCGCUUCGAUGAGUACGGAUACCCUGUGGACCGGAACCACGAGGCUGCUUAUAUUCCAAGGGCGAACUUCGAUACGCUGUUGUGGUCAGUGGUCACUGUAUUUCAGAUCCUCACAGGUGAAAACUGGAACGUUGUAAUGAUGGACGGAUGGAGGUCGUCUGGGUGGUCUGCCGUGCUUUACUUCGUCUCGCUAGUAGUGCUGGGAAACUUUAUCGUGCUCAAUUUGUUUUUGGCAAUUUUACUCGGGAACUUUGACGAGUCAAACGACGAGGAAAGAGACGCCCAACGUGAGGCCUUAAAGCGUAAAUCUCGAGUCGCCCCGACCACUAAUAACCAGUUAUCCUCUAGACGUGACGUGGACUACCGCUCCAGCACUACAGAGGAAAGAAGUCGGAGUCGAACUCGAAGUCGAAGCCGAACGCAGAGUCGAAGUCGUUUAACUGUCGGUGGUCGCCGAGAAGCGCUGGCAACUUCGUCGCGUAUGUUCCAUGAACUUCCAGGUGCUGUGCGACGUCAUGGCUCGAGUUUUCUUAAGAACCGAUUGGGUUUGCAUCGCUCACUGUUCAUUCUCGCACUGGACAAUCCCAUUCGAAAACUAGCGACGCGAAUUCUUCUGCAUCCGCAAUUCGACAACUUCUCCCUGGCGUUGAUAAUCGUCAGCACGAUCGAGUUAGCUAUUGACAACCCACUCAGUUCACCAGAUAGCUUGCUUACCAACAUUCUAUCGUGGUUUGACGCAGUUUUAACUGUGCUCUUCAUGAUCGAAGUAGCUAUCAAGAUCAUUGCGUACGGGUUCGUGCUGCACAAGGGAGCGUACCUGCGCAAUAGCUGGAAUUUGAUGGACUUUGUCAUCACAGCAACGGCGGCAUUUUUCAUGUUCCAAGGGAGUUCUCAGUUCAAAUUUGUGAAAACACUACGGACUUUUCGGGCUCUACGUCCUCUGCGAAUGAUUAAUCGGAACCCUGGUCUAAAACUGGUGGUGAGCUCACUGAUUGCGUCCAUCCCGCAGAUUGUGAACGUUAUCAUGGUAUGUUUGCUGGUGUUCAUGAUUUUCAGCAUCUUAGCUGUUAACAACCUGAAGGGAAAGUUCUACAGCUGCCAAGGCAACGUGUUUGCUGCUUUGUCUUCAGCCCAGCAAGCGUUUAUAGCUUCACCAAGACCUUGGACCAACUUGACAGUAGCAGAACAAACUUGGUUCAACCACUCGACAGCCGAAGUGAUCAGCAAUUUAUCAAGUGACGGACCAUUGACGUCGAGAGCAAUCUGUAAUCUCUUUGGAGCAGCAUGGGACAAAACAAUACCACAGAAUUUCGAUAACGUGAUUCAUGGUAUUCAAACGUUCUUUGAGAUGACUACAACGGAGGGCUGGGUCACCAUCAUGCUUACCAGCGUGGAUGCCACGGAAAUUGACAUGCAGCCGAUCCCAAACCACCACGAGAGCUGGGCAUUUUUCUUCAUCUGCUUCAUAUUGGUGGGGACAUUCUUUGUUAUGCAACUUUUCGUCGGUGUUGUUAUCGAGAACUUUAACAACAUGAAAGAGAAGCUGGAUGGAACGUUUCAUCUAUCGCAGAUUCAACGAGAAUGGCUAACUAUCAACGACGCCAUGCUCAAUCUACGACCUGUACGUAAGCUGAAAACGCCACGUCAUACGACUCGGCGAGCAUUAUUUCGCAUUGCACUUAGCCCCACACUUGAGCUAUUGAUCAUAGGCUGUGUGCUGCUAAACACUGUGUUCAUGGCCAUGGAUUAUUUUGGAGAAGAAGAUUUAUACGAGACCGGCUUAAACUAUCUGAAUUACUUUUUUUCAGGCAUUUUUGCACUUGAAGCAGUGGUGAAGAUAAUUGGUUUGGGCAAAUACUAUUGGAAAGAGCCGUGGAAUAUUUUCGACUUUAUCGUUGUGCUGGGUACGCUUUUCGGUGUGAUAUACCAAAUGUUUGGCGGGAGCUCCAUCGGGACUGCGGCUUCUACAGUGCGAAGUUUCCGCGUGGGGCGUUUAUUCCGGUUGGUACACUCGGCACCCUCGUUACGUCAACUUUUCAAUACUUUGUUGAUAACGCUCCCGUCACUUGCAAACAUCGGUGGACUUCUCUUUCUAGUCUUCUUUAUCUAUGCUGCAAUGGGGGUGCAGUUGUUCGCGAAAAUAAAGUUUGGCGACUUGAUUACUUCGACGGCAAACUUCCAGUCAUUAUUGGCUGCCAUGAUCACCCUGGUUCGUUGUGCUACCGGGGAGAGGUGGAAUGAUGUCAUGUACGAACUCGCGAACCAGAAAGACUGCGUGCCUGACCCGCCUUACGACCCCAACUCGUGCGGUAUCAGUAGUGCUGUAGACUGUGUACCGCUGAAUGGGUGUGGCUCGCCAGUGGCUUUCGUGUAUCUAUACAGCUUCACGCUACUCGUCACAUUCAUCCUUCUAAAUAUUUUCAUCGCUGUGAUCUUGGAGGGAUUCGCGAAAGAAAAAGACCGUCAGGACGGCGUUCUACUACCUCAACAUUACGAAACGUUUGUCAAGAAGUGGUGUCAAUUCGAUCCUGAAGCAACAGGUUUCCUCGAAUGGCAUUUACUACCAUCAUUUGUUGCCACUUUAGAUCCUCCAAUGGGUGUGGGGACUAAUCUCAGGUCUUCGUCGAAAGAUAUUCAAGUUUUUGUAGCCUAUCUUGACGUGCCCAUAUUUCGCGAUAACAAAGUGUUUUUCAACGAUGUUGCUCGACGUGUAGGCAAGUUUGUCAUUGACGAGCUAAGUGACCAGCCACUCGAAGCAUUACCCAAGUCGCUCAAUCUUGAGAAACGAUGGCGAAAAUACCUAGCUGGACGGAAUAUUCGCAAGAGCGACAUCUCAGUUCACCGGCUAAACCAAUUCAGUGCUGCUGCUCUCAUCCAUCGAUCGGUGAACGCACUCAUAUUCCGCGAAGAGCUCAACGCAGGAGUCCAAUUAUUUGAAAAGCGAUCAAGAUCUCGAGUUACAUCUCUAGUUACAGUCGCAGAGCAGUGA
This is a messenger RNA of Phytophthora infestans T30-4, 4518 nucleotides long. Its product is annotated as Voltage-gated Ion Channel (VIC) Superfamily. The record is from RefSeq and is a predicted model, not a curated record. Gene Ontology annotation, cellular component: voltage-gated calcium channel complex; voltage-gated sodium channel complex; plasma membrane. Gene Ontology annotation, molecular function: voltage-gated sodium channel activity; voltage-gated calcium channel activity. The transcript has 11 exons. Bases 1 to 4518 code for a protein of 1505 amino acids. NCBI's taxonomy places the organism in Eukaryota, Oomycota, Peronosporomycetes, Peronosporales, Peronosporaceae. Gene Ontology annotation, biological process: calcium ion transmembrane transport.